Molecule: messenger RNA, 2786 nt
Organism: Scophthalmus maximus (turbot)
Lineage: Eukaryota; Metazoa; Chordata; Actinopteri; Pleuronectiformes; Scophthalmidae
Gene: slc7a10b
Product: solute carrier family 7 member 10b
Exons: 11
Coding region: 105-1670 (521 amino acids)
Biological process (GO): D-serine transmembrane transport; amino acid transmembrane transport; D-alanine transmembrane transport
Cellular component (GO): membrane
Molecular function (GO): neutral L-amino acid transmembrane transporter activity; L-amino acid transmembrane transporter activity
Source: RefSeq, a predicted model, not a curated record
CCGCAUGAAUACGGAGCGAGGAGAGGACAGAGGCGCUGGGGAGGAGGAGGAGGAGGAGGAGGACACCCACUGGACCGGACCGGACCCGGGCUGCAGCCGAGGACAUGGAGGGACACAACGGCACCAGAGGCGAGAAGAAGAAGACGAUGGAGGAGAAGGAGGAGAAGAGGAUGGAGGAGGAGAGGAAGGAGGACAGAGUGACUCUGAAGAAGGAGAUCGGGCUGCUGAGCGCCUGCACCAUCAUCAUAGGGAACAUCAUCGGCUCUGGGAUCUUCAUCUCUCCGAAGGGCGUCCUGGAGCACUCGGGCUCGGUGGGCGUCGCCCUGGUGGUCUGGCUGCUGGGCGGAGGCAUCGCCGCCCUGGGCUCCCUGUGCUACGCCGAACUGGGCGUCACCAUCCCCAAGUCCGGAGGAGACUACUCGUACGUCACGGAGAUCUUCGGCGGUCUGAUGGGGUUCCUCCUGCUGUGGAGCGCCGUCCUCAUCAUGUACCCGACCACGCUGGCCGUCAUCGCCCUCACCUUCUCCAGCUACAUCCUGCAGCCCGUCUUCCCGGACUGCGUCCCUCCCUACAUGGCCACGCGGAUGCUCUCGGCCACGUGUCUCCUGCUGCUCACCUGGGUGAACUGCUCCAGCGUCCGUCUGGCCACCAGGAUCCAGGACGUGUUCACCGUGGGGAAGCUGAUGGCUCUGGGUCUCAUCAUCGUGGUCGGCUUGGUCCAGAUCUGCAACGGCAACUACGAGGCCCUGACGCCUCAGGUGGCCUUCUCCAUGGAGAGGACGCCGUCGGUGGGGCAGAUCGCUCUGGCCUUCCUCCAGGCCUCCUUCGCCUUCAGCGGCUGGAACUUCCUCAACUACGUCACCGAGGAGGUGGUUGAACCCAGACGGAAUCUACCUCGUGCCAUCUACAUAUCCAUUCCAUUGGUGACCUUUGUGUACACGCUCACCAACAUCGCCUACUUCUCCUCCAUGUCGCCCGAGGAGCUGCUGUCGUCCAAUGCCGUGGCCGUAACGUUCGGGGAGAAGCUCCUGGGGAUGUUCUCCAUCAUCAUGCCCAUCUCCGUGGCUCUGUCCACCUUCGGAGGGAUCAACGGUUACCUGUUCACCUCCUCCAGGUUGUGUUUCUCGGGGGCCAGGGAGGGUCACCUGCCCAGCCUGCUGGCCAUGAUCCACUACAGGAACUGUACGCCCAUCCCUGCCCUGCUGGUCUGCUGCACCGCCACCAUCGUGAUCCUCUGCAUCGGAGAAACGCACAACCUGAUCAACUACGUCUCCUUCAUCAACUACCUGUCGUACGGCGUCACCAUCGCAGGUCUGCUCUACUACCGCUGGAGGAAGCCCAACCUGUACCGACCCAUCAAGGUGAACCUGCUGGUUCCCGUCAGUUACCUGAUGUUCUGGGCGCUGCUGCUGGGCUUCAGUCUGUACUCGGAGCCCGUGGUCUGUGGCGUGGGCCUCGUCAUCAUGCUCACCGGCGUGCCCGUCUACUUCCUGGGUGUCCACUGGAAGGAGAAACCAAAGUGCAUCUACAACUUCAUCGAGAGGGCGACGUACGUGGGCCAGCGGUUGUGUUUCGUGGUCUUUCCUCAGAUCGACCCCAUCGAGAACGUGGAUCCCUCAGAAUGGACUGACCGCUCGUCAGGCGGGAGCAGUUUGUCCCCCGACUCUUAAAACUCUUUUCUGAAUAUAUGAAGAUUUCUCCUGUUUUUAUUCCGUCACCUGUUCGUGACCCGGGAGCGACCCUGUCUGACCUUUCACCUUCUGAGACUCCGGUCGAGCAGGAACACCGGCCGCCUGCACCUUCUAUUUUUGCCUCUUUUUUGUACUAAGUCGACAGAUACAACAACCUAAUGCCAACAGUGUGAAAAGGACUUUUAUUCUCCCGAUGGAUCCAUUUGAUUCUUCUUCUGUAACUAACUGCCUGGUUUCUUCUUCUGAAUGUUGCGGGUUGUUUUUCGUGCCUUCAGGUCUUUUCACACCGAGUCCAGAACAAAUCUAUCGUCAGGAUUCUGAAUACAGUAAAAACAAUUCAAACUUCAUCAAGUGAGGAGGAGUCAGUUCUGAUGGUCCAUGUAAUGUCUGUUUCACUGGUGUGUUUUCUUCAUGUGAUGAGAUUAUAUACAAAGUCAAUGUAAAGACACAAAAUCUACUUCACUUGCUGGAGUUGAAAUAUUUGAAUUUGAGGGAAACACUUGCGUGACGUGAUGUCGCGACGCCAGUUAGUGUCGAGAGUCUCCUGAAGCCACUGACGUCCACGUCCAAAUGAGAACGGGCGAAUGUUGGUGGGAUGUUAAUUCAAGUGAACACACAGAACUGAGGAUUAUUCUUUAUCUAAAUCUCCUAGAAUCUUUAUUUUCAACAUGUAUGAAUCAAACUGCAUCACAUCGCUUCUGGAUUAAAACAUAUAAAAUACAUAAAUGUGGGACUUGGUGUGAAAAGGCCUCUACUGGGGGAAAAUGUACAUUAAAAAAUAUAAUUUAUUAACUGAUUCACUGAAGUAGAUUUUAAUAUAUGUUGCCAGUGCCUUUUGCUUUGUUCUUUUUGCAUUUGCACUUUGGUCUUCCAUACGAGCUCCUUCCUCCUCGCCGAGGGCUGAAGUUUAUUAAUCCGUGGCUAACACAGUAGGUUUGUGUUCACUCGACCACGUCGCUCUGUUUGCUUCACUCAGACUGACUCACUGACACGUCGUGAUUCUUAUCAGCUGUAGAAACACUUUCCCUUUCUCGCAGGUUUUGUUUUUACAAAAUGAGAGUCUAAUGUGAUAUUAAAUAUGUGACUGAGAGAGAA